AUGACUUUCAUUCCGGCUCCUCUGCUAUUCGAAUUUCUCAUCCGACUUCCUGUUAAAUCUUUAGCAAAGUUUAAGUGCAUAAACAAGACCUGGUUCUCUCUAUUAUCAGAUCCAGAUUUCAUUUACUCCCACUUAAACCGAGCCAAGACGGAAAAUCAUUUGGCUCUUUUAUUAUCGUUCAUUUCACAUGAUAAUCUUAGCAGCACCAUAAACUUCUUCGCCAUCAACGAUCAUGAACUUGCAGAUUUCGAAUACUCAGUUCAGGGUGGAAUUCAUAUUUGCAACCCCGCCACCAAAAACACAGUGAAACUUCCGGGAAAUCGUGCAAAAGGGUCUCGCCUACUGAGCUGUGGAUUCGGGUACGAAGGCGUGGAUGAAACCUUGGAAAAUACCCUUAAGCUUACGGAGUUGGGAUUUAAGUUCAAAUACAGCUUGGAAGAUAUGUAUGCAGGAGCUGUGGACACUUGCAGAGCCAAAGGACUGCUUCCUCUUUCUUCUGAAAACCCCGUCAAUGAGUAG
Molecule: messenger RNA, 519 nt
Organism: Mangifera indica (mango)
Lineage: Eukaryota; Viridiplantae; Streptophyta; Magnoliopsida; Sapindales; Anacardiaceae
Product: putative F-box protein At1g52490
Exons: 3
Coding region: 1-519 (172 amino acids)
Molecular function (GO): protein binding
Source: RefSeq, a predicted model, not a curated record